AAUAGUAACAAUAAGAAGUGGAGCAGUCUGAGACGUGCAGACAGCAUGAGCCACGGGACCAGCAACAGCUGACUUCAGGGUCUGCAGGAGCAGAACAAACAUCACCCACAGCAUUGGCGUCCUAGGUUUAAGAAUGAGCAAAAGAGGGAGGAGGAGGAGCAGCAGGAGGAGGAAGAGCUCCACCAGCAGCAAACAGAGUCUGUCUCCAUACAUCUUCAAAAAGCAAAGCAACAGCAUCUGCUGCUCGGAUGAUGUGGUUGAAAAGGGGGAAACUGACUCUCUCAGAAAGGAGAACAUUCCUCUGGGAUUUGAGGAAAAGGAAGCUGACAGCAGCGCCCCCCCUGAGGGGAAAAGGUUCAAGCACGGCUGUGGCUGGACUCUGUUUCCAGGCUGUGAGAGAGUUCACUCAGAAACCGUACGGCUGGAGGAGGCGGCGGUGAAAAUAGUCACAUCUGUGUCAGUCUCUGAUCUGGGAAACCCCUCCUCCAAGGUCACGUUCUUGCAGUCCCACCAACCCUCAGGGGGAGAAUCCCCACAUGAGGUCACCAACACCUUCAGGGUCCACAGCAGUGGGGUACAUGUGACCCUGGAAAUACAGGAAAGGUUUCAGCUGGGUCCACGAAUCCCAGAGUCCUCUCUUGCGUCGAACAUUAGCAGAGCCGACGUGCCAACGGUGUGGUCUUCCACUCCUGACAACGAGUCAUGUGACGGCAGGUGGCAGCACAGUAUCAGAGUGGGCCCCCCCUCCUACACGUUCACAACAGACGCUUGCACAGACACGGGCGUCUCCUUCAGUCCGCAGGAGUGUCCCUGCUGCAGACAUUACCUUCAUCAGCACCGCCCUGCAGACCUCAUGCUCCUCACAAACACAAAGGCAGAAGAGAACCUCAGCCCAGACCAGCUCUGGGACAUCCCCCCACCACCACAGUUUGCAGACGUCCCCUACGGCAGUUUGGAGGACCUGACAGGAGAACUGGCCUCUUUCAGGAUCGCCGCUCACAGUCCUGUGCUCAAGCAAAGGCUCUUCCACUACCCCACCCACAGCACCAUGCCGGUAGGCAUGUGUCCUGUUCAGGGGGAGGAGGGUGGAGAUCAGGGCUCUUCCUCAGCUCAGCUGUCAGAGCCCGAGAACUACGAUUCCCUGUUCCCCAGACCGUCCCUGUCCACCAACAGGUCCAGCUUCACCACAGACUUCAUCUGUUGUCAGAGGCGCCGGUCCUGGGUCAGAAACAACAGCAUCGCCACAGUGGAGCACAGAUUCUGCUCCCUUCUGCAGCAAAGACGACAGACCUUUCCUGGGGUGUCCCAGGGCCCCUCUUUGACUCAGGAGGAGCUCCCGCAGCCCCUCAGCGAGUCCUUCUCCUCCUUGAUCAUGUGCUCUCUUCCUUACCUGAGCGAGGGGCUGGGAGGGGUUAAAAAAUGGAGCGGCAGGUCUUCAAAAACCAGAGAAAGCCUGGAGAUUUUCUCAGAAAACCCAGAUGGGCUCGAACGGGGGGGGCUCUUCGUCAGUCCGUUCCAAAUGAGGACCUGGGAUGAAAAUCCUGACACCUUCAGUCAGCAAAAUAGAAGCAGCAUCCUGACCGUUUACCUGGAAGCGGACAGUCCUCCAGAUGAAGACACCUUUAACGUUGAAGCUAUCGACCAAAAAACCAAGUAUGAGUACCAGGACCCUCAGGGAGGUGGGGGCAAUCAUUGGGGGCUUGCCAUCCAAGUUACUCCUCCAUCCUGCAGUGGCUCAGAAGAGCAGAUGCUGGACAGUCAGCCCUUCAUGUCCCUGCAGGUGGCAAACCUAGAAAAUCCCCAUUCAGGGUUCUCAGUCCAGACAGAAACCAGUAGAGAGCAUCAGGACCCCCUCCAGCAAGCGGACGCUGGGCUGUUCCCGGGAAGCUGCACACUCACGGACGUGAACUCCUCAAACAGGAAUGAGAUCACAGCGUCAGCUGAAGGAGUGGACAGCAGACCGUCUGAGAAGCUGCAGGAGGAUCCAGGAGGAGCGGGAGACCCAAACACAGCUCCAGACAAACCCCCAAAACAGCUGUCCAUCAAAGUGGACACGGCAAACCGUGCACACACUCUGCACAGAUCUUCUUCUGAGAGCAAAGAGCAUCUGAAGCCUCUACCUCACAAAGACAGAGACGUGUCCGAGCACUGGGCCAAGAGGAGGAAACUCUUCAAAGAGAGCAAGCAGUCGAGCUCUGCAGGAGGGAGCUCCUUCACCAGUGACCUUACCGAGGAGUCUGUAUCGGAGGACACCCACUCAGCAGACCUGGCUCUACAGGAGCAAGAGGACCGGGGCUUCUACACAGAGACCUUCUACUCAAUAGCCUGGAUUUUUUGGGGAGAUGAUGAUAGCUCAGAACCCAUCCGUGCUAACCUCAGCACCAGAACUCGGCCCAUCUCCAUUCGAGAGCGGACAGUAAGGAUCAACAAAGGCAGUGGCGAGUAUCCGUGGGGGUUUCGGAUUCAGUUCUCCAAACCAAUUGUUGUCACGGAGGUGGACACAAAUGGAGCUGCUGAGGAAGCGGGCCUGAUGGUUGGAGACUACGUCCUUGCUGUUAAUGGAGUUGAUGUCACCAGCAUCCCUCACUCUGAGGCUGCCAAUUUAGCCAGACAAGGUCCAGAUGUUCUCACGCUGACCAUCGGAUCAGACAUUGGUCGAGGCCCGAACACGCCAAGGCCACCGUGCCGUGGUUAUCUGCACAAGCGAACACAGUCUGGUUUGAUCAAAGGUUGGAGGAAGAGGUGGUUUGUUCUCACUCAUGACUGCUGCCUGUACUACUACAAACACAAACGGGAUGAAGGGAAGAGGUAUCCGCUGUCAUCAGUGAAGCUGGAAGGGGCUGAAGUGGGUCCUGAUGAUUCACUGGGAAAGCCGUUUGUGUUCAAGUGUCGGCCUCAGUACGGGACUCGAGUGUUCCUUCUGUGUGCUACCUCUAACCAGGAAAGGAAAAGGUGGCUGGAAGCCAUGGAGAAAGCCAUCCUCCCCAUCACUCAGGACCAUGUUUGGGUCGAUGUGACGCGGCACAACUCAAACCUGCCUCCCCUGGCUGUGAAGAGCCCAGACUGUCUGGGGCUGCUGCAUAAAAUGGACAGGAGCAAGGACAUGUGGGUCCAACACUACUGCAUCCUGAAAGAUGCCUGCCUUUACUUGUACAGCGGCAUCCGCGCCACCCAUGCACAAGGAGGGCUGUACCUUCAGGGUUACACUGUACGAGAACAGCCACAUGGAUCUAAGAAGUCCACCAUUGAACUGAAGCCUCCAUCGGAUGAAUUUAAGACCUUCUAUAUCUGUGCUGAGAAUCCUGCAGAGAAUAAACGAUGGAUGGCUGCUAUCAAAGCUUCAGUAAAGAAGUGGCUGCCCCUACAUCAUGCCCUUCAGAACCACAUUAACCGCCCCCCUGAGGAGGCCCGAAUGUGAGAGCCCAGAGAGGCUGUGCGGCAGUGGGACCUGCACCCUCAGUCAUCACGGCAGUGGGGAUUAAAGCACAGGAACGUCUUUUUUAUUCUCACUGUUUCAUCCUCUGGAACUGAGGCUCCUCUUAGCGAGCUUUUAGUUUCAACGUUUCUAAAGAGACUUUUUGUAAGUUUGUUUCUGAAAUAAACACAUCAUGUUACUUGUUCA
Oryzias latipes (Japanese medaka) is the source of this 3622-nucleotide messenger RNA. RefSeq names its product PDZ and pleckstrin homology domains 1 (gene pdzph1). The record is from RefSeq and is a predicted model, not a curated record. NCBI's taxonomy places the organism in Eukaryota, Metazoa, Chordata, Actinopteri, Beloniformes, Adrianichthyidae. Gene Ontology annotation, molecular function: protein binding.